GCCAUUCGCUGAAGCAAAUCUGCGGUCAGUAUGGUCCCUUAACGAGAAAUUCGUGAUUCCGUCGUUACUUAAACGGUGCGUUCUGUGGAGAAAUUGAUCUAUUUCUUUUAAAUAAAUAAUAAUCAUAAUAAUAAUUAAAAAAACCGAUAGAUGCUAAAGUAACACAGCCUCGAUGACCUUCUAAUAACAUACGGAAACGGUUGACCCUCACAGUCAUGGAGAUUGUUACACAUUUAAUCAAUGACACCAUUGAGCUCUACAAAUGGUCCCUGACUAUUGCAGACAAACGGGUGGAGAAAUGGCCUCUGAUGGACGGCCCUCUUCCCACUCUGGCCAUCAGCACCUCUUACCUGCUUUUCCUCUGGCUCGGACCCAAAUACAUGAAGAACAGAGAACCUUUUCAGCUCCGCAAAACUCUGGUCAUCUACAACUUCAGCAUGGUUUUUCUUAACCUGUUCAUCUUUAAGGAGCUGUUUAUGGCGGCACGAGCAGCACAGUACAGCUACAUUUGUCAGCCUGUGGACUAUUCGGAGGACCCUAAUGAAGUCAGGAUGGCUGGAGCUUUGUGGUGGUAUUUCAUCUCAAAGGGCAUCGAGUAUUUGGACACAGUGUUUUUCAUCCUGAGGAAAAAAUUCAGCCAGGUUACCUUCCUGCACGUUUACCACCACUGCACCAUGUUCACACUCUGGUGGAUCGGCAUCAAGUGGGUGGCAGGAGGACAGUCUUUCUUUGGGGCUCACAUGAACGCACUGAUCCACGUCUUGAUGUACCUGUACUAUGGCUUGGCCUCCUGUGGACCCAAGAUCCAAAAAUAUCUUUGGUGGAAAAAGUAUUUGACCAUCAUUCAGAUGGUUCAGUUCCACUUCACCAUCGGGCACACGGCUUUGUCUCUCUACGUCAACUGCGACUUCCCCCACUGGAUGCACUACUCCCUCAUCUGCUAUGCCAUCACUUUCAUCAUCCUGUUUGGCAAUUUCUACUACCAGACCUACCGCCGCCAGCAGCCCACGCGCCGUGAAACCGCCUCGUCCUCCAAAGCAGGCAGGGCUUUCUCUAAUGGCACCCUGAACGGGCCCAGCAAAGCAGCCGGUGGACCGGCGCUGAUGGGCAGCAAAGAGGAGAAGACCCAGGAGAACUCUGGGAGGAGAAAGAGGAAAGGACGUGCUAAAAGGGAUUAGGAAAACAAAAAAGAUAUGAGGUAGGGCCAUGCUUUUUGGUUGCUUUUUCUGAAACAUGAAAGACUAAAUGUAAAGAUGUUUCUCAUGAGUGUGAGGUACUUUUUAAAGCCAUGAUCUGAGUUUUAGAGGAAGAGCGAGCCAGGAUUGCUCAGAGGAGAGGGUUGAUCUGUCUAUGAGAGGUGUCAAUGGUCAUGAAUGAGGUGACCACCAUUCUUAAAAAAACAAAACAAAAAAAACAGUGGGGUGUGGGAGAGCCUUUCUCCUCUUCAUUGCGGUGCCAAGUUACAUAGAUCUGGUUCAAAGGGUGAUGGACAGCAAACAUUUGAAACAGAAAUAACGCCUUACAGGCUUUUUGAACGCGCUUGGAAACUUACCUGUAAAAGCACCUGGUUGUAUUUUUUAAAAACGUAGUUGUAAAAAUGCUGCUGUAUUAAGACAGGACUACAAAUAAGAACAUUCAAACAACAAUUCCUGUUUGAAUGCAUCUGACUGCAUUAAGAUCCUUGGUAUAUAUACAUAUAUCUAAAAGUGAUAAUCAUGUGCACUAACACCCUUCCAUCUUGUUUAAGAGACUAUUAAGUUUACACAAUCUCAUACAUCAAAAGUUUUGAAAUGUAGACACUUAUUUUUAGAAUUCUGUCCAUUUUUGUGUAGAUAAAAUAGCAUUACUGAGAGGUUAGAUUAAGUUAAAAGCAGAAAAAGGAGGUUGACAUUGUUUCAGCAUCUAUUUAAGAUUCAAAACUUGUCAAAAGGUGUAUCUCAGAAUUUUACGGUUUAUUUGUACAACCAUCAUCCAUUCCACUUGUGUGUCUUGUGAACUGUAAUGAGUAGUAUCCAGAUGGAACUGAUGAUAUCCCGUGUUUUCUCCUGGACAAAAACACAGCGGGAGUUUUGUCCUUGGAGGUGUUUAUCUGUCUUUUUGUAUUCUAUCCUCUCUGAACUUGUUGUUUGUCUUAGACGCGCCGGUCCAAACCAGGCCUCUGUGGUGUUUCGCGCUCUUUUGUAGUUUACAUCCAGUCCUGACCAUGUUCACUUCCUUUAGCACUGUUUUCUUAAAGUCUGUGUAUAUUUAAACCCUUUUUUGCAGCUCAGAUCAGAGCUGGCUUGAAUGUACAUUUAUCAAGGAAUAUAUUUGUAUGAAAAUAGGUUUCUAUACAGCAAGAGCUGUUGCCGCUCUGUAUAGACGCUUUAUGUAACACCACUAUAAUGAAUACUUUUGCUCUUUCUUUAAUGACCAGAGCAAAAAUCUGCAUUCAGCUUUUUUGCUUUAUAUUAAAUUUUGAUGUUAUUUAUUGUUUUUUUCAUUGUUGUCUGCAGAUUUCCAUCUAGCUGAGAUAGACUGCUUGUUUACUUCUGUUUUAUGUGCAUAUCAUGUGGUGAAAUGUUGUAUACGACACACUGACUGGACAACUAUUUGUCCAAGAUUCUUCUGCUUUGAUUAAAUUGUUUAUAAUUUUCCUUUUUUUUUGUAUCACAACUUUGAAUUUUCUUCAGUCAAUAUUAAACUGAUUGCCUGUAAACAUG
Messenger RNA from Oryzias latipes (Japanese medaka), 2702 nucleotides. It is a transcript of the gene elovl4a, whose product is annotated as ELOVL fatty acid elongase 4a. The record is from RefSeq and is a predicted model, not a curated record. Gene Ontology annotation, molecular function: fatty acid elongase activity. Lineage: Eukaryota; Metazoa; Chordata; Actinopteri; Beloniformes; Adrianichthyidae. Gene Ontology annotation, cellular component: endoplasmic reticulum membrane; endoplasmic reticulum. Gene Ontology annotation, biological process: sphingolipid biosynthetic process; fatty acid elongation, polyunsaturated fatty acid; fatty acid elongation, saturated fatty acid.